UCAACGGAGGCUGUGAACACAAUAUUAUGCUUGUUCGAUAAAUGGACGGUGGGACUCCUGAGUUGGCUCACAAAAGUGGAGCCUGCACAGUGAAAAGUGGGCAGUGGGCAGAUUUUGUCUCUCAUCGGCGGCCAUGGCAGAGGUAGCUAAAGGAUUAGAGAAACUCAUAAGCAAUGGUAUCAACUCCAAAUAUUUGACAGAAAAGUACAUCCUUCCACUUGAAGAACGACCCAAGUUCUCUUCCGAUGAAUCCCCUUCUGAAUCCAUUCCUAUAAUCGAUCUCAGUUGCGUUUCUGAUGGUUUAGGUCGAUCAAAUAUUAUCCGGCAGAUCUCUAAAGCCUCUGAGGACUAUGGAUUUUUUCAGAUCAUUAACCAUGGGGUUCCAGAAGAUGUGAUUCAAAGCAUGCUGGAUGUUGCCAAAGAGUUCUUUGAGAUGCCCAUUGAAAACAGAGCAAAGCUUUACUCCGAGGACCCCAAAACAGAAGUUAGAGUUUCCACAAGUUUUAACUUUAACAAAAGCAAGGUUCAGUUAUGGAGAGAUUUUGUGAGGCAUCCAUGCCAUCCAUUAGAGGAUUACAUCGACUCAUGGCCUGAAAAGCCAGAAAAUUACAGGGAGGUAGCUAGUAAGUAUGCUCUUGAGAUAAGGGCAUUGAUACUAAAGCUCUUGGCUCUAUUAUCUGAAGGACUUGGACUUGAUUCUGGUUAUUUGAAUGAGAAAUUUGGCAAGCAUUACCAAACACUGUUGACAAAUUACUAUCCUUCAUGUCCAGAUCCCAACCUAACACUUGGGUUGCCUGGCCAUUCUGAUCCGAAUGGCAUUACAGUUCUUUUGCAAGAUGAAGUAGGAGGAUUGCAAGUGCUCAAAGAUGGAAAAUGGAUCAUCGUGAAACCGGAGAAAAAUGCUUUGGUGGUUAAUCUAGCCGAUCAAUUGCAGGUUAUCAGCAAUGGGAGGUUCAAAAGCGUGGAACACCGUGCGAUUACGAAUUCUAGAACCUCUCGAAUUUCAAUACCAACAUUUUAUGGUCCCUCUCUGGAUGCAUUAAUUGGGCCAGCCAAUGAAUUAGUGAGCAAAGAAAGCCCUGCAAUUUACAGGAGUUACACAUUUGAGGAGUUCUUUGACAGGUUUUUUAGCCAGGAACUCAAGGGGAAAACAGUCCUUGACCACUUCAAGUAUUUUGCAGAGUGAAUAUUUCAAGGGCCUUAUAAGGCAUAGUAUCCUGAACCACAUUGAGUUUGGUGCUAUUGGUAACAUGGUUGUCAAUAUUCUACAGCAUAUUUGGUUCCAUAUGGUGAGUGCAUUUAGCGAAAAUCAGGGUUUCAAGUCCCGUACUUGACAAUUGUUUUCAAUGGUAGUGUGCCUUUGCCUAAUUAUAUAGUGUUCGAAGGUAGAAUAGAGAUUGCAGCAACAA
Messenger RNA from Amborella trichopoda, 1409 nucleotides. RefSeq names its product protein DMR6-LIKE OXYGENASE 1-like. Lineage: Eukaryota; Viridiplantae; Streptophyta; Magnoliopsida; Amborellales; Amborellaceae. The record is from RefSeq and is a predicted model, not a curated record.